AUGACUGCCAAAAAUAUAUUGCUAUUUAAAGAACUGGAGGGAAAGUUGGUAGAGAAUGGAAUCUGUAAAAUAAUAAGUAAACCAUGGGAUGGUAUUGCAACUCCAGUGGAGCUGUUAAAAGUAUUGAAAGAGAUUGGGAAAGCCCUGGUAAAUAACAUUUUCAUCUCGGAAGUCAAAUUCUCUUUCUUCGUGAUUGCAGUCAAUAGUGGAAAUCUGAAAGAUAUGUUGCCUAAGUGCCUAUCGGAACUCAUUCCUAGUGCAUCUUAUAUGACAACUUUAGUAAAACAAAUUCCCAAAUUUGACCUCCUGCGCUCAUAUAUAGAAGAACAAAAGAACUACCAAUGCUGUGAAAAGUUGCCAGUUCUAAUACUCCAUUGGGUAUUAGUUCAACGUAAUAUUCCAAUUUUAACAAAACUAGAAACGCAAGAAGUUAUUGAAAAACUUAUAAAUAAUCAAGAAAAUCCACAUAUACCGACACAUGUUAUAUAUGCAAAUUACGGAGAAAAUCCAGACGAAAAAGAUUUUCAGCUUAAAAGGUUUAUUUAUACCACUAGAUUUGGAUUUUACUCUACUUCACCUAACAAUUGGUUUAAACUGCUUUAUGAAGGGUUCAAGUCGAACGAGGAGCACGCAAAUGCAAUUAAAAAUAUAUGCAUAGUAAAUGAUAUUGGCACCGCACUAGCAAUGACUCCCACUUCAACAUUUUGGAAGAAGUCCUGUUGCGGCAAUGCCUUUAAAGUAAUCGCUGCCUGUGAGUUCUUAUUUCGUCGUGAGUUUUUAGAAUUAACUGUUGAUGCAACAAUUAAUGGUCCGUAUAUUCUUGUUAAAAAUCUUGACAUAGUUCGCUUACGUUAUCUCAUGCUAUAUAGUGAAGACAUUCCAGCAAUUACUCCAAAAGAAGAGCUCAUUAAACAGCCAAUCGUAACCAAUUAUUAUAUCUUACCAGUCGGAUGUGUGGUGCUUUUACUAGCCACUACAGGUUUAAUUUGGAAGUAUCGAAUUUACAAGAAUGUCAAAUAUGCUUAUGUGGUGCUUGCAGCGAAUGCUACACGUGAACAAUUGAAAAUGAUUUUUUCUUAUGUCGGAGAGAAGUGGAAUGGUAUAACUGGCAUUUGUUCUCGCCAGAUCAGUUCUUUAUUUCACUAA
Molecule: messenger RNA, 1146 nt
Organism: Teleopsis dalmanni
Lineage: Eukaryota; Metazoa; Arthropoda; Insecta; Diptera; Diopsidae
Exons: 1
Coding region: 1-1146 (381 amino acids)
Source: RefSeq, a predicted model, not a curated record